Orbilia oligospora ATCC 24927 is the source of this 1407-nucleotide messenger RNA. RefSeq lists its product as uncharacterized. Lineage: Eukaryota; Fungi; Ascomycota; Orbiliomycetes; Orbiliales; Orbiliaceae. The record is from RefSeq and is a predicted model, not a curated record. The transcript has 4 exons. The coding region runs from base 1 to 1407 and encodes 468 amino acids.
AUGUUCCGGAUUUGUGCCAAUCCUUUGAUCCGAUGCCGUCCUCAGGCAAAUUUAAUAUCUCAGUUCUUUAACUUCGCAAAGCAAAAUACUGCUGGGAGUCCUAUACUAAAGUAUAGAGCCUCUCGUAAUUCAAGAAACCAAGGAAAUUAUAUGGGCUUUGCGACCAUCAGCGCAGUUCCUAUCACCUCAGAUCCAAUUGACAAGAGGCCCUAUAUAACAGAUGGUGGCCUCUUAAGAGCCGAAAAACACAUUUUUCCUGCAUUUCCGAUUCGAGAGCUAGUACGUGGAGUUCGAACUGAGAACGAGAAACUUGAACUCGUUGCGAAUUGCUACAGGCCUCUGAGCAACUUGAAUCCCAAGCCUGGAGAUCUGACGAUACUCGCCGCACAUGGGAAUGGCUUUCACAAGGAACUAUAUGAGCCAUUCUUUGAAUCUUUGGUGGAGGAGUAUCAAAGGAAAGGAAGUCAAAUCCGAAGCAUCUGGAUCGCAGAUUUCCAUAAUCAAGGAGAAUCCGGUGUAUUAAACGAAAGAAAACUGGGUGGAGAUGUAAGUUGGUACGAUCACUCUUGGGACCUUCUUUCCUUGGUCAUGCAUCUCCAGAGUGAUUUCCCCCGGCCGAUAGCUGCAAUUGGUCAUUCUAUGGGUGGUGCCCAGCUCUUUAAUCUUUCCCUUAUGCACCCAACUCUAUUCAGCUGUGUUAUAGGCCUUGAUCCUGCAAUCUCUCCACUCCCAAUUCUGCCUGGCACUAGUCCUGGUAACCCUGCAACGUUGUCCGCCAAACGACGUGAUAUCUGGCCAUCUUACGAAGAGGCAGUCAAAUACUUCAAAUCUCGACCUUUUUACCGGGAGUGGGAUCCCAAAGUUCUUGAAAUCCACAUGAAAUAUGGGCUUCGGAAAGUUCCAACGGCUCUGUAUUCAGAUGUUACUAAAUUCGGACCGGAUUCUGUGACUCUUUGUACUACUAAGCAUCAAGAGGUUUUCACAUUCUGGAGAACUCGUAUACAAGAUAGAACUGAACCAAAAGAAGUAUUUUCUCGUCUCAAAGAUAUGAAGCCUCCAGUCUGUUACAUCCAAGGGGAGGAUAGUAUUGUAAACUGGGGUAAUAAGAAUGAAUUAAUGAUUCUCAAUACGCCACAACCUUGCGAGGUACACUUUAUUCCAAAGUGUGGACAUUUAGUCCCUUUGCAAAAACCAAAAGAAGCUGCUAUGAUCGCGGCUACAUACCUUCAACGCCGCACUACAAUCUGGAACGAGGAAACUGAACAAGAAAAGGAGAACUGGCCAGCGACCACGACAAUUAGCCCUCAUUAUUUUGAGCAUCGACUCCGGGAGAGGUCUCAAUCUGAUAAUCACUCCUCUUAUGACGUCGGUGUCGGGUACCAAGCCCCGAUAGAAUCACAUGUAUAA